UCUGCCUACUGAAUUUUAUUGCUAAGCAAGUUUAGUUUUCAUCAAACAAAACAAAAUGAAGCAAAAGGUGGUUAUCAGAUUAUCUUUGAGUGGGAAUGAUCAGAAAUGUCGGACCAAGGCCUUCAAAGUAGCUGUUUCUCAGCCAGGUGUGGAAUCAGCAGCUAUUACAGGGGACGAAAAGAACCAAUUAGAAGUUGUGGGUGAACAGAUUGAUUCCGUGAAACUGACGAGUGUGCUCAGGAAGAGUUUGGGUCAGGCGGAACUGGUGAGCGUUGGCCCUGCUGGUGGUGGCGAUAAGAAGAAAGACGAUAAAAAGCCCGAAGUUGCAGCUAUUGUGACACAUCCGCAACCUGCCUUGUACUACUAUACCUAUCCUCAAUACCCUGUUUACCAAGUUACAGAUUCAUAUGAUCAAUCCAACUGUUCCAUUAUGUGAAUGCCAGCUUAGAUUACCUACUGAAUACAUAGUGUUUAAUACUCAUCUGAGCUUUAACAUUUCCAUGGUUUGAAGUCAUCCGUUUCUAUGUAACUUAGCUCGUUUGGAUCGUUUUUAUCCUAUGUACAUUACGGGAUACUUUGCUGGUCCGGAGAAUAAUUACUUGGGAACUAGUGAAAUGAGAAAUUAUGGGAAUUCUGAACAA
Lycium ferocissimum is the source of this 641-nucleotide messenger RNA. RefSeq names its product heavy metal-associated isoprenylated plant protein 16-like. The transcript has 3 exons. Lineage: Eukaryota; Viridiplantae; Streptophyta; Magnoliopsida; Solanales; Solanaceae. The record is from RefSeq and is a predicted model, not a curated record. The coding region runs from base 56 to 436 and encodes 126 amino acids. Gene Ontology annotation, molecular function: metal ion binding.